This is a messenger RNA of Hyaena hyaena (striped hyena), 4972 nucleotides long. It is a transcript of the gene AJM1, whose product is annotated as apical junction component 1 homolog. Gene Ontology annotation, biological process: cell-cell junction organization. The record is from RefSeq and is a predicted model, not a curated record. NCBI's taxonomy places the organism in Eukaryota, Metazoa, Chordata, Mammalia, Carnivora, Hyaenidae. The transcript is spliced from 2 exons. Bases 277 to 3216 code for a protein of 979 amino acids. Gene Ontology annotation, cellular component: apical junction complex; plasma membrane.
GAGCGGGCGCAGGCCUGCGCAGCCCACCGGGCGCGCGCGGCGGGGAAGCAGCGCCCAGGUGCCUCUGACGCCAGCAUGGAGCAAGUGCCUGGGGCCUCGGCCACCGCGGGCAGCCAGGACUGCUCCGCCCACUGGGUCCCAGGUAAGUCAGGCCAGCGUAGGGGUGUAGCCAACUCUGGGUUGCAGAGGGGUCACCCUGACCCACAUCUCCCACCAGGGCAAAAGCCCCAAAAGGCAGAGUGAGCUGCGACCGCCAGCCUGGGGACUUCUUUUAAAAUGACCCGAACGGACCCGCCGGACCUGUUGGUGUCGACCGUGUACCAGGACAUCAAGGUGGCGGCCCCCGGGCCCGCGUCGCGGCGCCCGCCAUGUGAGCGCCCCGUGCCCCCGCCCGCUGCGCCCGCGCCUUUCAACAAGCGCCACUGCCGCAGCUUCGACUUCCUGGAGGCGUUGGACGGGGCGGCCAUGGAGGCCCGCACGGAGCCGCCGCCCCCCGAGCCCGCCGCGCCGCGAGCCCGGCCCCGCGAUGGCGAGCCCCGGCGCCGCGCCCGCUCCAAGAGCGCGCCCCGCGCGACCCCGGGCCUGGCGCCCGCGCCCGCCUCGCCGCCGGUGCUGCCACGCCGAGGCCGGGAGGCUCAGCGGGCCGCGCGGGCGGAGGCAUCGCCGCAUCGGGAGCCCGCGUACCCGGCGCUGCGCGCACUCGCCAAUGAACUGCACCCCAUCAAGCUGCAGCCGCAGCGGGGCGGCCCUGGCCGCAUCGCGCCCCUCUGCGCCAACACGGGCCGCUGCGCGCUCCCCGAGCCGCCCGCGGGGCCUGCACCUCACGUCCGGUGCCGCCUGGACAUCAAGCCGGACGACGCGGUGCUGCAGCACACCGCCAGGGGCUCGCGGGCCUACGGGCCUGCGGAGACCAUGUCCUGGGCGCGCAGCGCUCCGCAGCUCCACGGCCUCACAGUGCCCGGGCCUCGGCACGUGGCGCUGUCGCGCACCCCCACCCCCAGUGACACGUACUGCGCAGACCCCCGAGCGCUGUACUGCGACGGUCCUCUGCCUGGGCCCCGGGACUAUACGGAGCGCCGAAGCCUGCCCUUCACCACGCCGCCCGGCCCCACCCAAUUCUUCUACACCGAGGAGCCUGAGGGCCACCCAGGCGGCUUUACUGCCAGCCCUGGGCCGCCCUUCGACAGCUACUACGCCAGGCCCUUCCCGUCGGAGGAGCCCCCCGUGCCCAGUCCACCGCGCGCUGGAGGCUACUAUGCGGGCGAAGUGCGCACUUUCCCAGUCCAGGAGCCGCCCUCCCGUUCCUACUACGGGGAGGCCGCUCGAGCCUAUGGCCCGCCUUACGGCCCGCCCUGUGGCCCCCGAUAUGUUCCCGAGGAAACCCGGUCCCACCCCGCUCUGCGCCCCUUCUACACAGAGGACUUUGGGCGGUACCGCGAUCGAGACGCCCUGGCUCGGACUUACCCACACCCGCGAGGCAGCCCCGCCUGGGGUGACUGGGGCCUGCGGCCGUACCGCACCCUGCAGGUGGUGCCUCCCCCGGACCCUGGCCCACUGCUCGCCUCCUGGCACGGCGGCACCGGCACCAGCCCGCCCCGGUUGGCCACCGACAGCCGCCACUACUCCCGCUCCUGGGACAACAUCCUGGCGCCAGGGCCGCGCAGGGAGGACCCCCUGGGCCGCGGCCGCAGCUACGAGAACCUGCUGGGGAGAGAGGCCCGGGAGCCGCGGGGCGCGUCCCCAGAAGGGCGGCGGCCGCCCGUCGUCGUGAACCUGUCCACCUCGCCCAGACGCUACGCCGCGCUGUCCCUGUCCGAGACGUCGCUGUCGGAGAAAGGCCGCGGGGGCGAGGGCGCCGGCCGCAACUGGUAUGUCACGCCUGAGAUCACCAUCACCGACAACGACCUGCGAGCCGGGGAGCGCCCGCCAGCCGGGGCCUGGGAGCCGCCGGGAGGGCGGCCGCGGCAGCCUCUGCCAGCCGCCCCGGAGGGGCCCGCCGCCGGCCGCCAGCGCAGCCUCGAGCAGCUCGACGAGCUCAUCACCGACCUGGUCAUCGACUCUCGGCCCCCGGCCGGGCAGGCCCCGGAGCCCGCGGCCGACGGGCUGGGCCGCCAGCUGCGCCGCCUGCUGGACUCCAGGCCCGCGGGCCCCGGCGCCCCCGCGCGGGCCGCGCGCUCGCCCCCCGCGUCGGCCGGCAGCGCCGAGGAGCCGGCCGGCCAGGGGCAGGCGGCCGACGCGUCCCCGGAGCCCAGCGCCGACGAGGACGACCUGAUGACGUGCUCCAACGCGCGCUGCCGGCGCACCGAGACCAUGUUCAACGCCUGCCUCUACUUCAAGUCGUGCCACAGCUGCUACACCUACUACUGCUCGCGCCUGUGCCGCCGCGAAGACUGGGACGCGCACAAGGCGCGCUGCGUGUACGGCCGCGUGGGCAGCGUGUGCCGCCACGUGCUCCAGUUCUGCCGCGACAGCGGCCCCGUGCACCGCGCCUUCUCGCGCAUCGCGCGCGUGGGCUUCCUGUCCCGCGGCCGCGGCGUGCUCUUCCUGGGCUUCCCGAGCCCGGGCUCCGCGGACAACUUCCUGCGCUUCGGCCUCGAGGGCCUGCUGCUGUCGCCCACCUACCUGUCGCUGCGCGAGCUGGCCACGCACGCCGCGCCCCUGGGCAGCUACGCGCGCGAGCUGGCCGCCGCCGGGCGCCUCUACGAGCCGGCCGAGUGCUUCCUGCUCAGCGUGUCGGUGGCCGUGGGCCCCGGCGCCGCGCCGCCCGGCCCCGCCGCCCGGCCCGCGCCCGCGCCGCGCAGCCCCGGGCCCACGGUGCGCAAGUUCGCCAAGGUGGCGCUGGCGGCCGGCAGCCCCGCCCGCCCGCCCCCGGCCCGCGGUCGCGAGCCCGACAUGGAGACGCUGAUCCUGACGCCGCCGCCCGGCACCGCAGGCCUGGACCAAGAGGGCGAGGCGGGCCGGCGCGCGCGCGAGGUGGCCUUCAUCCACAUCCAGCGCGAGCUGCGCCUGCGCGGCGUCUUCCUGCGCCACGAGUUCCCGCGCGUCUACGAACAGCUCUGCGAGUUCGUCGAGGCCAACCGGCGCUUCACGCCCACCACCAUCUACCCCACGGACCGGCGCACCGGCCGCCCCUUCAUGUGCAUGAUCAUGGCUGCCUCCGAGCCGCGCGCACUCGACUGGGUGGCCAGCGCCAACCUGCUGGACGACAUCAUGUGAGGUGCGGGGUCGCCCCCGGCCUCCGCCCAGCCCGCUCAGGCCCCGCCCAGUCCGCAUCGGGCCCGCCCCGGGCUCCGCCCAGCCCGCGCAAGCCCCGCCCACCCCACGUUGGGUCCACCCCGGGCUCCGCCCAGCCCGCCCAGGCCCCGCCCACUCCACGUAGGGCCCACCCCCGAGCUCUGAGCAGCCUACUCAGACACCGCCCGGUCCACCCCAGGGCCCACCCGGGGCCCCACGCAGCCCUCUCAGGGCCUGCGCAGCCCACCUAGGCUCCACUCUCGAGCUUUGCCUGCCCACCCAGACCCCGCCCAGCGCACCUGGAGCCCCGCCCCUCAGGCCUGGCCGCGCUCCGCAAGUCUUCCCCGUUCGCCACAAGCUCUGCCCAGGGCCCGCCUUUCACUACCCCCUCCUCCGGCCCCCCUCUUCCAGCCAGUCCUGGGGCCUCCUCGGAGGUCGGUCCUCAGCCGCUUGGUGCUCCCCGCUGGGAGGCGGGGUGGGCCUGAGGACCGCCCGACCCUGCCUUCACGCGGAGGGGUCACUACUGCAGACUCCACCGCGAAGGUCCGGUCAGUCCAUGUCCUGGCGGCCGCCAAGGCCUCCCUGCAGCUUCCCCAACCCUGGUCCGCCCUGUUGCCCAAACCUUUGUCCCGCGGCUUCAACGGUCCCACCUGCCUUCUGUGGUUUGGGGUGCAUCUUGCUCCGAGGCCUUACCUCUCUGGAGGACACCCUGAUCGCUCCCAGUGUGUUCGUGUCCAGAGAUGACAAGGCUGGAGGGGGCCCCAGCUAAAAGAGCACGGCUGGGCCCUGAGCCCGCACACUGGCGCGCUGCCCGCCCCCCGUCCUCUCCUCUCCAGCCGCCGGAACACGGGCCUGCAGGAGGGUUUGGGCCGGGCAGCAGUGGAGGGGUAGUGGGAGGUCUUCAACCAAGGCACGGGACACCCAGAGGCGACGGGGGCCUGGGCGGGGUGUGGGAGAGGACGUGGGGGUGGGCGCUGGCAGGAUCCGGCCCAGAGCCGAGAGCCGAGGAGUCCUGGCUGGGCGUGGGUCGGGCUGCCUGCCCACACCGGCAGCAGGCCCCUAGGUGGGUGCCGCCGGGGGGAGGGAAACAGACGCAGAGGAUGGGUAAGCAGAAGGAACCGUACCUGCCGUCCAGGGGGGCUCCUACCCACGCAAGACUGGACGUUCACAGUUGGGAAAGGGUGCUGGGGCGAGCUAACUGGCCAGGGCAGGGGACGACCGAGGUGUGGGGGCUUGACUGCAGGAACGUCCUUCGUGCCUUGCCCUACGCUGAGGCCACACACACCAGGCAGGUGGCCGGGCCCUGUUCCCGGGAGCGCGCACUCACUGGCCCGCGGCCCUGGCUCCGUAAGGACAGGACGAGAGGGGACUAGGCGGGCCCGGCCAGCGUCCUUCGGGGGCUCCCAGCACUCCCCAUCGGGGCCAGAAGACGCAUCAGUGGAACUGUGAACGUCCCGCACACCUCUGCUCCUGGCUCGCGCCCCGUGCUGUGCACCCUAGUCCAUCCCACAACGUCCGCGCGCCAACCUUGGCCUGGCGCGUCUGCAUCGGCCACGAGCCCCGCUCGCCCUACCCGCCCUCGCGGCCUCCCAAGUCCAGCCGCCACGCCCCCCGCCCUAGGGCCUCAGCUUUCCGCCCCGCGCCUGAGGGCCGGCUGGUCAGGAAUGAUCCUGGCUGGACUGGGGUUAUUUCCAGGGGGCGAACGCUUUCAAACCAAGUAAAACAGAACUCGAAUGUA